UCUCCGGGCGGAAGUGUCUGAGAAAUGCUCCAGCCGUCUUCCAUCCAUUUGGUGCCUCUGCUAAUCGCCGAUACUGGAAGCCACUAAGGAAGCAACAAGCAUGAAGGAAGACUCCAAUGAGCACAUUCCAGUACAUGAAGAGUUCACUUAUGUUUGUGGAGCAGCUACUCAGGUCUUAAAGUGUGGCCCUUGGAAAGAUCUCUUCCAAAAUGAAAGUAGCCCAAAACUCUUAUUUCUGGUUCUUCCUGGUAACCCAGGAUUGGUGUAUUAUUACCGGACAUUCAUUCAAGUUUUGUACUCUGGCCUGAAACAGCAGUAUCCAGUUUGGGUUAUUAGUCACGCUGGACAUUGUAAAGUCCCUUAUGGCAUGAAAAUGACAGAAGGUAUUGUGAAAGAGACAGAUGUUGGCAAAGUGGACGAUGUCUUUGGACUUCGUGGGCAAAUUGAACACAAGCUGAACUUCCUCCGAAAUAAUGUGCCCAGAGAUACGAAACUUGUGCUUAUUGGGCAUUCGGUUGGCUGUUAUAUAGCCCUUGAAAUUAUGAAACUUGCACCAGAACUACAGAUUCUCCGUACUGUUCUACUGUUUCCUACAAUUGAACGUAUGGCUCAGUCUCCACAAGGCAAGAUCAUGACUCCGCUGAUGUGCCAGUUUCGCUACAUUGUGUACAUGCCUUUGUACCUGUUUACACUUCUCCCAGAAAGGGUCAAAAACUUCCUUGUGCGCUUCGUGCUCCGCCAACAAUGCAGUGAUGAAAAUUCACUAGCAGCAACAGUGGAUUUGAUUAACAUAGAUUGUAUAGCAAAUGCAAUGUAUAUGGGGAGCAAAGAGAUGAGGAUGAUCAUAGAGAAGGACAGCAGUACCGUAAGAAAACAUUUAAAAAAGCUGACGUUUUAUUAUGGAGCGACAGAUCCAUGGUGCCCUGUGCAGUACUAUGAAGAGAUGAAGAUGGAGUUUCCAGAUGGAGACAUCCGAUUGUGCGAAAAAGGAUUCCGACAUGCUUUUGUCCUUGAAACACCCAAAGAGAUGGCAGAAAUGGUUAUAGCUUGGUUAGAGGAUGAUAUAGCUGGAUUGUAGAUGGAAACACACCAGUCUAAGUGGGAAAUUACAUGGGGAGGGGCCUUUUUUGGAUGUUUAACUGUACUUGAAAACGUGGUUUUGUCUGUGUUUUGUGAAUAGUUUUCUUGGGAAAUGUGGCAUAGUUUUGUGGACUAAACAGAACUUGGAGUUUUGGGGAAACUUCUUUCAGAAAUCCCUGCUAACCUGGCCACUACACAAAAUGAAGUCCUAUCGUUAGAAACUUAGUGAAUGCCCAGUAAUGUGAGUUAUGGGCCCAAAGGCCAGUAUAAAAGUAUUCCAACAUCCAAAACAUUUCUGGUCCCGAAAUAGUUUGGAUAAUGGGUAUUCUACCUGAACUAGCAAAGAAACCUCUGUGAAGCAAAUGUGAUAUUGUUCACCUUUGGUCAAUACUAAAAGCCAGUGUGGCCUAGGUUUUAGAGCAGGAAUAUACAAAAUGUAAUGAUUCAGUACUGCUUUAUGACCUUCAACCCUUCCAGGCUCCCUGGACUUCCCAACUCACACCCACAAUAAUAA
This is a messenger RNA of Anolis sagrei ordinatus, 1594 nucleotides long. It is a transcript of the gene LDAH, whose product is annotated as lipid droplet associated hydrolase. NCBI's taxonomy places the organism in Eukaryota, Metazoa, Chordata, Lepidosauria, Squamata, Anolidae. Gene Ontology annotation, biological process: lipid storage. The record is from RefSeq and is a predicted model, not a curated record. Gene Ontology annotation, cellular component: lipid droplet. Gene Ontology annotation, molecular function: lipase activity.